UCAUAAAUCAUAAAACCAAAACAAAACCCAGCACCUCAAUCAUCCCUUUGGGAUGCCCCACAGCCAACUCCAGUCAUCCCCACCCUACCCCAGGCCCUCGGUAAAAAGCCAGGUCUUGAUGGCCUUCCGGAAGAUUUAAAAGGGGGGAGGCUUGCUGGAUCACUGUGGGGAGGGUGUUCCAUAAGGUAGGGCCAGCCAUGGAAAAAGCAUGUUUUUGAGGUCCCACUAGAUGGUAAGAUUUCAGGGAAGGGACCUGGAGUGUGCUUACCCUAUCUGAACUGGCAGGGCAGGCAAUAGUCUCGGGGAGUAGCAGUCCCCAAACAGCUGGAGGGUGUAGAUUGAGGAAAGUGGAUAUACCUCAAAGAAGAAACUGUUUCAUGGACUGGCAGACAGCCACCCAUUCUCCUCUGCUUCUAGCCCCACACAAGUACUACAUCGGUUUCCGCUACGUCCAUCCUCUGACGGAAAAAGCAGUGGAAGAGAUGGAAAAAGAUGGUGUUGAAAGAGCCAUUGCUUUUACCCAGUAUCCACAGUAUAGCUGCUCCACCACCGGAAGCAGCCUGAAUGCAAUUUAUCGCUACUAUCACCAAAAAGGGGAAAAGCCAAAGAUGAAAUGGAGUACAAUUGACCGGUGGCCAACUCAUCCCCUCCUGAUUCAGUGUUUUGCAGAUCACAUAAAGAAGGAACUAGACUUAUUUCCACCGGAUAAGAGAAAAGACGUGGUGAUCCUUUUCUCUGCUCAUUCUCUACCAAUGUCAGUAGUUAAUCGUGGUGAUCCAUAUCCACAAGAAGUGGGAGCUACAGUUCAAAAGGUGAUGGAGAAACUUGGCUAUUGUAAUCCAUAUAGGCUUGUGUGGCAGUCCAAGGUUGGCCCGAUGCCCUGGCUGGGUCCUCAGACAGAUGAGACUAUUAAGGGACUUUGCCAAAGGGGGAAGAAGAACAUUUUGUUAGUUCCAAUUGCAUUCACCAGUGACCACAUUGAAACACUCUACGAGCUUGAUAUUGAAUAUGCGCAGGUCUUAGCCAAUGAGUGUGGAGUUGAAAAUAUCAGAAGAGCAGAAUCCUUGAAUGGAAAUCCAUUGUUCGCCAAGGCCCUGGCAGAUUUGGUCUGCUCACACCUCCAGUCGAACGAAGUAUGCUCCAAACAGUUAACGCUCAGUUGCCCGCUUUGUGUGAAUCCCACCUGCCGAAAGACCAAAUCAUUCUUCACUAGCCAGACACUGUGAAAAUGUACCCUGGCAGAUGCAUCGUGUCAUUGGCUGGAGUAGACAACACAGAUUCUGUGAAAUGGGCCCAUUUAUUCUGCCUUCUUUUGCUCCUCCCAAGUCUGCGUUUUGGUGUCCUGCAUGAAGUGAGUCCCAAGUGGGAUUUGCAUAGGGGUGAAAGAGAUACAGUGGAGAUCUUUUUCCACUGUUUGAUUUCUCUUGAGGGAUUUUGCAUUAGAAAGGGACACCACAUUAAGGGCCUUGUCCUCUGAGUUGCUGAAAACCCUCAUCUUAUAAAAUUAAACAGGA
Molecule: messenger RNA, 1514 nt
Organism: Python bivittatus (Burmese python)
Lineage: Eukaryota; Metazoa; Chordata; Lepidosauria; Squamata; Pythonidae
Source: RefSeq, a predicted model, not a curated record